AUGUUGCCCUUGGAUGACCUUCACCAUGCCGAGGGUGACCUUGACUGUGCCAUUUUGUGUUCACUCAGCCAGAACGACUGCCAGAACUUCAUGUUUGAUCAGGCAACCGGAACCUGCAGUCUAGACUCGGUCAAUGAAUUAGUGCCACAACCGUCAGCUGCUGAGUCAACGCUCUUCUCGCUGGGCAAGUUCUGUCAAGUCAAUGAGACGGUCAACUUCAUCGGCAAUGGCAGGAUGGGAUCUUGUCUCAAUAUGAAGCUCUUAGUAGAUUGCGUUGACAAGUUAUUUUAUAUUUCAACCACAGAACAGCAAAACAUAGCAAGAAAGAAUUCAAAUGUGCUCUAUGACCCAACUAUUUAUAAAUCCUGUUCGGACGUCAAGAACUCCAGCAACCCCAGACAACUUUUACAACUGUCGUCUGGUCUUGUCGUCAUGUGUGACACAGUGACAGAUGGAGGGGGCUGGACAAUUUUCCAACGUCGCGUCUCCGGUGUCGUGGACUUUUACCGCAACUGGGAGGAAUACAAACACGGGUUCGGAGACUUCGACGCUGGGGAAUUUUACCUGGGCAACGAAAACAUUUACUGUCUGAUUGCUAAUAAAUCUUACGUGUUGAGGAUUGACAUGAAGUACAAAGGUCAAGGCUACUACGCCUUGUACUCAGGGUUUAAGUUCUACUCGGAGGUUGACUUCUAUAAACUGUCAGUGCAAGGAUUUACCGGAAACACCAGCGACUCUCUCAGUUUGUUGAACAACAACCAGAAAUUUUCAACGUUCGACAGGGACAAUGACGCUGACGCCGCCAGAAACUGUGCCGUGAACUUCCACGGCGCCUGGUGGUACGCCGGCUGUCACUACACCAACCUUAACGGUAUCUACGGCAGUACGGAGUUCGGCAAGGGGAUGGAAUGGCUGGCUAUCACUGGAGACUAUGGAAGUUUAGACCAAACCGAGAUGAAAAUUAGACCUCUUUAG
This is a messenger RNA of Physella acuta, 975 nucleotides long. Its product is annotated as techylectin-like protein. The record is from RefSeq and is a predicted model, not a curated record. NCBI's taxonomy places the organism in Eukaryota, Metazoa, Mollusca, Gastropoda, Physidae.